UAUAAAAGUUCCGUUUCUACAUAAUUCUCUCUCCUUUUGGCUUGUGUUUAGCGACGAUAACAAAAAUGGCGAAAAAUGAGAGCUUCCAAGGUGUGUCAACUUGUUAUGUUUUCAAAAGCCGAUUGCAAGAGUAUGCCCAGAAAGUUGGAUUUCCUACCCCUGUUUAUGAGAUUAUCAAAGACGGCCCUUCUCAUAAGCCUACAUUUAGGUCAACAGUGAUCGUGAAUAAUGUCAGAUAUGAUUCUCUACCUGGAUUUUUAAAUCGCAAGACAGCGGAGCAGUCAGCUGCUGAAGUUGCACUCAAGCAACUUGUAGAUUCUGGGGCAGUGGGAUUGUGCCUUUCUCAGCCAGUGCAUGAGACAGGCUUGUGCAAAAAUAUGUUGCAAGACUAUGCUCAGAAGAUGAAUUUUGCAAUUCCACAAUAUGAAAUGCAGUGGCAUGAAACAAAAGGCAAGAUCACAUGUUCAUUUUCCUGUAUUGUUGAGAUAGGGGGAAUCCGAUAUAUUGGAGGGGCAGCUACGACAAAGAAGGAAGCAGAGAUCAAAGCUGCUAGAACUGCAUUGCUGGCCAUUCAGUCUAGUGGGUUGUGGCCGGAUGAUAAGCCUAAUGACUAUUCUGCAUACACUGUCAUUCCACCAAUGAAGAAGACCACAGAUUUGGGAAUCAGCAACCAAGAAAGUGCAGCAGCUCUGAAACCAAAGAAAGGCCAUUUCAAGAAAAAGAAGAGGAGGAAUGCCAGCAAGCAGGUCUGCACAAAGAAUACUGGUGACUUGGAAGUUCAGAUGGUAAAUCAAGCAGAACCAGAGUUGCAUGAAAAUGCUGCUGUUAGUACUCAAGGUACAGAAUCCGGAGCUGCACCUAUUGGAGGAGAUAUGACUGAGCGGAGUGCCGUUACUGGAAUUGAGCAGCUAACUUCUGAAGUAGAUAGUUCAGCCAGUUGCUUGGAGCAGCAAACAACAUGUGCUACAGAUGCAGACCAAGGCCGGGUUACAAACACAGAGGCAGAAAUUUCUUAAUGCAUUUGAUUUUGCUGGGUUUAGCUGUAUGAGAUGGGCGCGAGAACAAUUAGAUUAGAGAAUACAUAGGACUCGCAAAAUUUUUGCGAGUAGGUUAAGCAACUCACUUGAACAUUCAGAUCAAAAGGGUUGUCGAUGGUGUGGUUUGUCCAAGUAGUUAUAACUUAUAUAGUCACACUAUUACAUGCCAAAUGUCUGGUGUAGUUGGCACAACCACGGGUGCAUGAUUCAGUCUGUGACAUUACUUAAUUACUUCAGUUGCUUGAACAUUUGCUUUGCCAUUGAUGAAGUAACCUGCUAAAUGACAAUAUUUAAGUUAUUAUGCUA
Nicotiana attenuata is the source of this 1343-nucleotide messenger RNA. Its product is annotated as double-stranded RNA-binding protein 1-like. The coding region runs from base 66 to 1016 and encodes 316 amino acids. NCBI's taxonomy places the organism in Eukaryota, Viridiplantae, Streptophyta, Magnoliopsida, Solanales, Solanaceae. The transcript is spliced from 3 exons. Gene Ontology annotation, cellular component: nucleus. The record is from RefSeq and is a predicted model, not a curated record. Gene Ontology annotation, molecular function: ribonuclease III activity; double-stranded RNA binding. Gene Ontology annotation, biological process: rRNA processing; regulation of gene expression.